Molecule: messenger RNA, 1110 nt
Organism: Tetranychus urticae (two-spotted spider mite)
Lineage: Eukaryota; Metazoa; Arthropoda; Arachnida; Trombidiformes; Tetranychidae
Product: phospholipase A2
Biological process (GO): phospholipid metabolic process; arachidonate secretion
Molecular function (GO): A2-type glycerophospholipase activity
Source: RefSeq, a predicted model, not a curated record
ACAAUCAACUCAAUCAUUGUUCAUCGACAUCUUUAACUGUUAAUUUGUAUUUGCCUUUGUGGUUAAAACUUAACUCGCUUUGUGGUUGAAAAUGCUCUCGACAAGUCUAAUUAUUUCCCUUGUUUCACUGGUUUCCCUUGUAAACGCUAACCUUCACAAUAUCGUUUACUCGACCGAUUCCAAAUCGAAAAUUGUUUAUGUUUCCGUCGACGAUUCAGCCACAAGUUUGGAGAAAGCAAUUGUAAACUGUUCAGUUUUUAGUGAACCAGAUGCUGUAAAUGGAGUUUUGUCUUCGACUACUGAUCCUGUUAUUCCGAUUGACGAAGAUUCCUUCAAUACUUUGGUUAAAACAUGCAAUGGCCUUAAACCAAGCUCAAUCUUAUCACUAGAACCACUUACUAACAUAUUUGAUCUGGCAAGUGAUCUGUUGAUUGCUCCUGGAACCAAAUAUUGUGGACCUGGAAAUCGCUCAUCGAGUUACGAUGAUUUAGGUCGUAGGGUUGAGCUUGACAAAUGUUGUCGUGCCCAUGAUAACUGUCCAAUGUCUAUCGGGGGUUUCCAAUCAAAAUAUGGUUUGACAAACCCACAAGCUUAUACAAGUUCUCGCUGUGAUUGCGAUAGAGAACUCAAAAGUUGCCUGAAAAAAGCCAGUGAAACUGAUGUUGAAGCUACUUUAACUGGAGUAAUUUACUUCAAUAUUUUGAAAACCAAGUGUUUUCAACAAGUUGAACCUGAAGGCCAGUGCCUUGAAUACUCUGGAUUGCUUAUAAAAAAAUGUGAGAAGCGUGCUGAGCCUAAUGCAACUGAACCCGUCUACCAGUUUCAAACUUCUGGACUUUUCCCUUAAAACUUCAUAUGUUUACACGAAUUAAGUAUCAAUGUUUAGAGGUCUUAAAAUGGUCAACAUUUUACUUAAACGUAUUUACUAAUAAUAAAUUAUACAACUCUCCUCGUGGCUCAUUGAUUUACAUUCAUCACAAACUUAUUAUAUUGUUAAUGAAUAUUUUUUGAGCGCAAACUAAAAAUGUGAAAAACAUCUUUUCAGAUUGUUGAAUAACAUUUAAUGCUGCAACAUCAUGAACAGAAGAUAUAAAACUUUAUUAACAUGUA